AUGAUGACUCUGGAUAAGGAAACCACACACCUGUAUGCCCAUAAAGGGAUGGUGAUUCAAGAGAGACGGACUGUCAACGCUAAUCUGACAUUAAGUCUUCAAAGGCAGCGGGAGCCGGGCAGGGCGGCGGGGCCCGACGGGGCGGCGGGCUGUCAAAGAGGCAUCCCGGCCGCCGGGAGCGGGCGCAGCCCUCUGUGUCCCAAGCCUGCGAGCCCCCCCCGCCCGGCCCCGCUCGCCACGAACACCGAGGAGCAGUAUUACGCCUCGGCGCAGCUCUACAAGGAGUCGUGUGCGUUUCAGAGAGCCCAGGCGCAGGAUUACAACCCCAGCCCUCCCGCCUGCCUGUACAUGGGCAGGCAGCAGCAGACUCCUUACCCCAGCGCCUUAGGGGCUCUCGAGCAAGGCAGCCCGCCAGACAUUUCACCUUACGAGGUGCCCCCCAUCACAGAGGAUGCAGGGGUCUCCCACCUUCAUCACCAUCACCACCACCACCCUCAUCUUCCUCCUCCCCACCAGGACGCGCUGCCUUUCGCAGACGGGGCGGACACGGGAGCGAUAGAGGAGCCCCGAGUGCAGGUGCCUUUCGCCUGGAUGAAGUCCACCAAAUCGCACGCCUGGAAGGGACAGUGGACCGACCCAGAGUGCCCGGCUAUCAGCCUGAGGAUAUACAACGUACCCCCAGAAGAUGCUCAAGAGAAAUUUGAGUUCUGCAUUGCCAUCGUCAAGAAUUUGAGGAGAGUUCAGAAAAUGAACGUUCGCUAG
Molecule: messenger RNA, 762 nt
Organism: Pygoscelis adeliae (Adelie penguin)
Lineage: Eukaryota; Metazoa; Chordata; Aves; Sphenisciformes; Spheniscidae
Gene: PDX1
Product: pancreatic and duodenal homeobox 1
Exons: 4
Coding region: 1-762 (253 amino acids)
Source: RefSeq, a predicted model, not a curated record